ACGCCCCGAUUGGAUAGAAUACGAGGCCCUCGUCUGUCAGAAUUCAGAGACAAAACACGCCUCCCCUCCCUUCCCUUGCGGCCUAAACUACUCUCCGACUCCACCCGGACUUCGUCCAGACAGUUAAACCGGUUGCUAACUUGCUAUUAGUACGCGCCACCACGCUCGCACAGGCACAGCUAGCUCCCCACCCCACGCACUCAACAGCAACAGCUAGGCUACACCCACAAGACAGCAACAUGGCUGAGGAGGAGGCCAAGAAGGUGGAGGUGGAGGUCGCCCAGGAGCCCGAGGCGGCGCCGGCCGCGGAGCCGGCCAAGGAGGCCAAGGAGGACGUCGCCGAGGAGAAGGCCGUCAUCCCCGCGAGCGAGCCGCCGGUCGCAGAGGAGAAGCCGGCCGACGACUCCAAGGCCCUCGCCAUCGUCGAGAAGGUUGCAGAUGAACCUGCUGCAGAGAAGCCUGCAGCUGAGAAGCAAGGGAGCUCCAAUGACAGAGAUCUCGCUCUUGCAAGGAUGGAAACUGAGAAGAGGAAUUCUUUGAUCAAAGCAUGGGAAGAGAAUGAGAAGACAAAAGCUGAGAACAAGGCUACUAAAAAAAUAUCUUCUAUUCUUUCAUGGGAGAACACAAAGAAAGCGAACAUAGAAGCUGAACUGAAGAAGAUUGAGGAGCAACUGGAAAAGAAGAAGGCUGAAUACGCCGAGAAGAUGAAGAACAAGAUCGCAAUCAUCCACAAGGAAGCCGAAGAGAAGCGGGCAAUGGUCGAAGCAAAACGCGGCGAGGAGGUCCUGAAGGCCGAGGAGAUGGCUGCCAAGUACCGCGCCACUGGCCACGCUCCUAAGAAGCUCAUUGGAUGCUUUGGAGCCUAAGAAACGUCCCGAGUCACACCGAGCAAAAAGUGAAUAACGUCAAAUCCGUGAUUGCUUGGUUCUCUCGCUCUAUCAAGUGUGUAGUGUGUCUUUAAAAGUGUGUAAAGCCUACCGUUGCUGUAUAUACACAAUAUUACUUCCAAGACAGGCGUUUGGUGGUGGUGUACAUGUUGAAUGCUUGACGAGCAACAUUCUUAUGUGUAGUUAAGAAGUCACAUUCUUGUUGUUGUUGACAUUUAAGCAGACAUUUUGUUCUUUUCCUAGUGUUACUCCUAUUUUUGUCUC
Messenger RNA from Panicum hallii, 1151 nucleotides. RefSeq names its product remorin-like. The transcript has 5 exons. Bases 240 to 866 code for a protein of 208 amino acids. The record is from RefSeq and is a predicted model, not a curated record. Lineage: Eukaryota; Viridiplantae; Streptophyta; Magnoliopsida; Poales; Poaceae.